CUGGGGCCAGCGGUGCCAAGCACAGCUGGACCAGCGGCAGCAGCUGGGCGAGUGACAGCCCAGCUACGCGCGCGCGGCCGCCUCCAGAGCCGGCGCAAAGGGGCAGCGCGGCCCUGCGGUCCCCGGGCGGCAACAGCGGCCGCCUAGUCCCGCGCCUCUCCGGGCUUGCAGCCCCGCGGUCCCGCCGCCCCGGGGCCGCCACCUCUCGGGGCUCCCCCCAGUCCCCGCGCGCGCAAGAUGGCUGACCCGGCUGCGGGGCCGCCGCCGAGCGAGGGCGAGGAGAGCACGGUGCGCUUCGCCCGCAAAGGCGCCCUCCGGCAGAAGAACGUGCACGAGGUGAAGAACCACAAAUUCACCGCCCGCUUCUUCAAGCAGCCCACCUUCUGCAGCCACUGCACUGACUUCAUCUGGGGCUUCGGGAAGCAGGGAUUCCAGUGUCAAGUCUGCUGCUUUGUUGUACACAAGCGCUGUCAUGAAUUCGUCACCUUCUCCUGCCCUGGUGCGGACAAGGGCCCAGCCUCUGAUGACCCCCGGAGCAAACACAAGUUUAAGAUCCACACCUAUUCAAGCCCCACCUUCUGUGACCACUGCGGAUCACUGCUGUACGGACUCAUUCACCAGGGGAUGAAAUGCGACACCUGUAUGAUGAACGUCCACAAGCGCUGUGUGAUGAAUGUCCCCAGCCUCUGUGGCACUGACCACACGGAGCGCCGCGGCCGCAUCUACAUCCAGGCGCAUAUCGACAGGGAGGUUCUCAUCGUUGUUGUAAGAGAUGCUAAAAAUCUGGUACCUAUGGACCCCAAUGGCUUGUCAGAUCCCUACGUAAAACUGAAACUGAUCCCUGAUCCCAAAAGUGAGAGCAAGCAGAAGACCAAGACCAUCAAGUGCUCCCUCAACCCGGAGUGGAAUGAAACCUUCAGAUUUCAGCUGAAGGAAUCAGACAAAGACAGAAGACUGUCUGUAGAGAUCUGGGAUUGGGACCUGACCAGCAGGAAUGACUUCAUGGGAUCUCUGUCGUUUGGGAUUUCAGAACUACAGAAAGCCGGUGUGGAUGGCUGGUUCAAGUUACUAAGCCAGGAAGAAGGCGAGUACUUCAAUGUGCCGGUGCCACCAGAAGGAAGCGAGGGCAAUGAAGAGCUGCGGCAGAAGUUUGAGAGAGCCAAGAUUGGCCAGGGUACCAAGGCGCCAGAAGAAAAGACAGCUAACACUAUCUCCAAAUUUGACAACAAUGGCAACAGGGACCGGAUGAAAUUGACCGAUUUUAACUUCCUGAUGGUGCUGGGGAAAGGCAGCUUUGGCAAGGUCAUGCUCUCCGAGCGCAAGGGUACAGAUGAGCUCUAUGCCGUGAAGAUCCUGAAGAAGGAUGUGGUGAUCCAAGAUGACGACGUGGAGUGCACGAUGGUGGAGAAGCGGGUGCUGGCCCUGCCUGGGAAGCCCCCAUUCCUGACUCAGCUCCAUUCCUGCUUCCAGACCAUGGACCGCCUGUACUUUGUGAUGGAGUAUGUGAAUGGGGGGGACCUCAUGUACCACAUCCAGCAAGUUGGCCGUUUCAAGGAGCCCCAUGCUGUAUUUUACGCUGCAGAGAUCGCCAUCGGUCUGUUCUUCUUGCAGAGCAAGGGCAUCAUUUACCGUGACCUGAAACUUGACAAUGUGAUGCUGGAUUCUGAGGGGCACAUCAAAAUCGCUGACUUUGGCAUGUGUAAGGAGAACAUCUGGGAUGGGGUGACAACCAAGACGUUCUGUGGCACUCCAGACUACAUUGCCCCAGAGAUCAUUGCUUAUCAGCCCUACGGGAAGUCUGUGGACUGGUGGGCAUUUGGAGUCCUGCUGUAUGAAAUGUUGGCUGGCCAGGCACCUUUUGAAGGGGAGGAUGAGGACGAACUCUUCCAGUCAAUCAUGGAGCAUAACGUGGCGUAUCCCAAGUCCAUGUCCAAGGAAGCCGUGGCAAUCUGCAAAGGGCUAAUGACCAAACAUCCAGGCAAGCGCCUGGGUUGUGGGCCUGAAGGAGAACGAGACAUUAAGGAGCACGCGUUUUUCCGGUAUAUCGACUGGGAGAAACUCGAACGCAAGGAGAUUCAGCCACCUUACAAACCAAAAGCUUGUGGGCGAAACGCUGAAAACUUCGACCGGUUUUUCACCCGCCAUCCACCAGUCCUAACACCUCCUGACCAGGAAGUCAUCAGGAAUAUUGACCAAUCAGAAUUCGAAGGAUUUUCCUUUGUUAACUCUGAAUUUUUAAAACCUGAAGUCAAGAGCUAAGUAGAUCCGUAGACCUCCGUCCUUCAUUUCUGUCAUUCAAGUGCAACAGCUGUCAUGGUGACAUUUUUUCUUUUUCAUUGCCGAGUUACAUCCGUGUUUUCUUUUCUGAUGAGGCUAGAGUGGCCAUGUUUCAGAACCCAAAUGUCUUCAAGUAGUUUGGAGCAUCUCGAGGAGAUGAAAUUAUGCAGGUGGUAUGUAGAAAGUGCUGCAUAAUUGAGACACGCUCAGAGUCCUCCUACUAUGUGCAUCCCUAGCAUGCCGGCUGGCUCAUAGGUCCCCAGGGGAGAGAAAAUGCUUGCUUUCCUCCCUGGUCCCCUGCACCGCCAUCUUUACCCCCACCCUCCAGUCUACAUCCUCCCUACACAAUGGAUAGAUGAGCCAAAUGCUAGCAAUAUCCUUCCACUUUCCAGGCUGGGAGCUUGGCUUGAAUCCAAGUAUAUGGCUGCUUUGCCCUAGAGGGAAUCCCUCCACGCUGCCUGUUCUGGAGGCAGUAGAGCUUUGAAAAGAACAUGCUAAAAAUAAAUUUUAUUUUUAUUUUUUUUAACUCGAUGUUAAGAAGAUUAUCUAAGUCCUGGGGGGAAAAAAGGAAUGCGCUUUUAGACAAGUUUCCAUCUAAAAGCAGUUCCAGGGUCAAAAGGCAACCAGCUUGGGUGCUGUCACCUUGCUGUAGUCUCUAACACUGUAUGUCUGAUAGUGGUAUCCUCACCCCCAAACUACUCAAGAAUGACAUUUGGCACUGUUCCUGAAACCACAUGGUCACUCUAGCCAGGUCCCAAAGGACCCUGAUUCUACAUUACAUUUCAAAUGUUACUUGCUUUUUAUUUCUGUCAUCAUUGAAAUGCAAAAAAAGGGAAAAAAAAGAAAGAAAAAAAAAGAAAAAGAAAAAAAUACUCACUUUGUUACACGUGCUUUCAGAUCUGUGUCCAGAUGUUAAUUAACCGUAAUGGCCUCUGCUUUGUUCAACCAAGAAGAUGGCUAUGGAGCCCAGCAGACUUGUGCCCCUGGGGAGGGGAUUUGUCUAGUUGUCCCACUGGUAUUGGAGAAGUAAUUGUUUGCUCUGAGAAAGACACCAUCUCUCCAAACCAUGACGAGUGCAUUCUUCAGUAUGAUAUCAUUUUGCAAGAUGUUUGUGAGAAUGUUUAUCUGCACUUUGGUAUCUGUUCUGAUAUUUUUCUCCUAGCAUCAAGAUACAAAAGAAAGAAAGAAAGAAAGAAAGAAAGAAAGAAAGAAAGAAAGAAAGAAAGAAAGAAAGAAAGAAAGAAAGAAAGAAAAAGAGAGAAGAAAUUCUAUUUCAAAGAAAACUGUUCCCUUUGAAUAAUGAGGGACCUACAGAGUAGGGUCUAAAGAAGAAACUCAGGAGAAAGGGGCUAAAGCUGGAUCUUUAAUAGCCUCAGCAUUAACCAGCCCGAGAGUAGGGUCUGGAGACUGUUCAUGGAUGCCUGAUGUCCGGAAAUGGGGUAGGAUAGACAGGCUGGAGCUUCCCACACCAUCAGACUUCAGAGACCACGUUCCCAUCAGAAUCAGGCUAGGAACAUUCCCAAGGCCCUUAAGCUUCUCAUCAAAAUCACCACUCUUACAGAUGUUAGCAUCCUUGAGCAAGCAACUCAGUGAGCUCCCCGAAAGAAGUCCAAGCGAGCCCUUGGUACAGCAAAGACUUCAUUUCUCCCUGAACAGAUGGGCACAGCAGGUGGUCCCUUACCCUUGCCUACCUCUUAGCACCUUGCUCCUCGCAUACAGUCUUGAGGAGAAUUCUUUACACAGGUCAAAAGAUGUCUGGGUCCUCCAGUGCUUCUGAGAGAUCACACAGAAACUUCCAAAAGACCAGUGUCCUUGAAGUAUACCGUCUCAUCUUUAAGAAGACUAUGCCUUGGGGUUCUUCCAAGGCAAAGAUCCUUAUAGUUCAUUCUUUCCUGGCCUCUUAGCAACUCAGCUUUAAGCUUAGGUCAUGUCCUGCUAGAUUAUGUGAAGCAAACUUAUCCUGACAAUCUUAUGAUGUUAGCUACUGAAAGAGACCAGGGCAGUCCUGCUGUUAUUGGGGCAAUUGGCAUCUGAAGAACAGAAAUAAUUUUCUGCUUGGCUGAUCAGUGGUAAUACAAACACAAGUAUCCUGGCCAAUGACACAGGACUAUGUUCUGUAACAAAACAAACAUCUCUGAGUCACAUGUCCACUCCCAGGAAAGUUAUGUAGGGUCUUUCAUCUGGUCAGUUGGUCACAAGGCCUUGAACAUAUGCUCAGAACAAAAGCCACAGUGGGCCAUUGGCAAGUGAUAUGAGACAACCUUAGAAAACAGUGUAGGAAGGAAGGAUGGGCAGAUGAAUAGAUGGAUGGAUGGAUGGAUAGAUAGAUAGAUAGAUAGAUAGAUAGAUAGAUAGUAUAUAUAUAUAU
Molecule: messenger RNA, 4645 nt
Organism: Apodemus sylvaticus (European woodmouse)
Lineage: Eukaryota; Metazoa; Chordata; Mammalia; Rodentia; Muridae
Gene: Prkcb
Product: protein kinase C beta
Exons: 17
Coding region: 238-2259 (673 amino acids)
Biological process (GO): protein phosphorylation
Molecular function (GO): zinc ion binding; diacylglycerol-dependent serine/threonine kinase activity; ATP binding
Source: RefSeq, a predicted model, not a curated record